CACCGCAGUGUGCAUGGGGAAAGGAAGGAAAAAGCACCACCAGGACAUAGGCCACUGCAGGUCCUGGCAACCCGGGAGAAGGACCAUUGUAGCCUUGCAGCCACAGGACAGCUAAACACCACGGAGGGGAAACAACACAGGCCUCAGGAGACGAGUCCCAGCCCCAUCACAACUGGACGUGGUGCUCUCAGGAGACAGGGUGUUCCAGCUCUGAGCUGGCAAGACACUGUAUUGUGAGAAGACAGGACAUCCUUGCCACGGGAGACAGGCUGUGGUACGCUGAGGAAACAGGACAGGACAGCCCAGCCUCAGGGAGCCCAGUCGUGGCCGUGGCUGUGGGGAUAAUGGCCUCCAUUCGGGAGGUGUCCAGCUUUGCAGAGGACCUUCUGUGUCCCGUCUGCCUCUCCCUCUUCCGGGACCCACGCCUGCUGGAGUGUGGGCACAGCUUCUGUGCACCCUGCCUGGAGGCCUGUGUGCCUAUGGGGCAGCGCCGUGGGCUGUGUCCGGCUUGCCGGCUGCCCUUCGCACCCCGCCGUGUAGCUGUCAACCGGGCCCUGCGUAGCCUGGCUGACAAAGCCCGGCUCCUGAAGCUGGAUGAGGGCCCCCCCGCAGGUGCCGGAGCUGGCUGGUACUUCUGUGAGGAGCACGAAGAGCCCCUCAAGCUUUUCUGCAGCCAGGAUGAGGCUCCCGUCUGUGUGAUCUGCCGGGACUUGCCCCAGCACCGGGGCCAUGACUUCCUACCUGUCAAGAAUGCCGUGCAGGAGUACCAGGACCAGCUCAAGGCCUCACUGGAGCCCCUGGAAGAAGGUCUCAAGAGACUCAUCAGGAACCAGUGCCGCCAGCAAGAGAACAUCCUAGAACUGAAGAGCUGUGCGGAGUCCCUGUCAGACCACGUAUCAGGGGAGUUUGAGAAGAUGCACCACCUGCUGACAGUGCGUGAGCUGGGGCUGAAGGAGGCCCUGGAGCAGCAGCGGCAGAAGAACCUGGCCCAAAUGGAGGACAAGCUCCAGGAGUUCAACUGGAAAGUGGCUACUUGGACUGAGACCCUUUCGCAGGUGCGAGCAGGGCUGGAGCACAAGGACCAUGUCAGCUUCCUCAAGGAUGCUAAAGAACUGAUGGAGAGGGUCCGUCAGGGGCAGGGACCCCAGGGGAAAGAGGCAGAGAAGACGGAACAAGUCGAGGUAGAAGAGGAGGUGAGAACCAGCGAUGAGGACAUGGAUGAGAGUGAGAAAGAGCAGGAAGGAGAAGAAGAGGAGGAGGAAGAAGAGGAAGCUGAAGAGGAGGAAGAGGAAGAAGAGGAAGAGGAGGUUGUGGAACAGGAGGCCAAAGAGGAGGAGGACGAUGAGGUGGUGCCUGUGGACUUGAACAUUGGAGAGUUUAAAGGUCCCCUGCAGUUCUAUGCCUGGAAGGAGCUGCUGGCCACUGUCCACCCAGCUCCAGCCUGCAUCAUCCUGGACUGCCGCUCAGCGCAUCCCAGCCUGGUCCUGAUCGAGGAGGCCACCGGCGUCAAGUUCAGCCCCGGGCGGCGGUUCUGGCGCCGAAAGCCCGAGCGCUUCACUGCCAGCCCCUGUGUGGUGGGCCAGGAGGGCUUCACCAGUGGGCGGCUGUACUGGGAGGUGCGGGUGGGUGAUAGCAUUGACUGGGUGGUGGGGGUGGCUCGGCGGUCAGUGAAGCGCAAGAGGCGCCUGAGCUUCCGCCCACGGGAAGGUGUGUGGGCCGUGGAGCGGAGGGGUGAGCAGUACUGGGCCCUGACAGAGCCCCAGACUCUGCUCUGUGUGGGUGGGAGGCUGGAAAAGGUGGGGGUCUACCUGGACUUCGAGGGAGGGCAGCUGUCCUUCUACAACAGCACCUGCCUGAGCCACCUGCAUACCUUCCAGGAGGCUUUCCACGAGGAGCUGCUUCCCUUCCUCAGCACCCACUCCAGCAAGCCCCUCUCCAUGUGGGACCUGGAGCUCUGAGCCACUGCUCAGUCCUGAGCCAAGGCCAGACUGAGGCUCCCUGAAGAGGAAAGGCUCCAUCCCCAUCCCUUGAGCCAGGCAAGGCUCCUACCCUGGGGCCAUAUUGGAGCCAGUGCCCUGUAGAGGGGAGAGAUCCUAUUUCUUGGGGAAAUGAGUCCCUCAGGCCCCAGGCUGUUGAAAAACUGUUGUCCUCCAUCCAUGAACAUCCACUAUUCCCAUUCCCAGCCUUUUCACUCCAAGGACUGGAUCCAAAAAAGGGAUGAGGCAGCCUUAAGGUUCAGGGUAAAUCAGUUGAACUAGGUACCCCCUGUGUGGCAUCCCUUUCUCCCUAUACUUGAUGCACCAGGAGACUGGGACUGGGAUCGACCCCACUCAAACCACAGGCCAGAUGUGGCCAAACUCAGUAGGCCACAGAAUUAAUUGGUCCCCUCCCCGCCUCACUCCCAUUGGGAUUUCUCAUUCUGGCCCCAGGGACAUCGCAUGCUAGACUGUUUCAGCCUCAGUGGUCUGAUGUUUGGGUCACUCUCCUGGGUGGUGGAAGCAGUGGGUCUCAGCCCUCUCAGGCUGAGGAAGGGCACUUGAACCCAGGUCUGCCUGCUUUCUGGGUGAGUGCCUGACUCCCCAACUGAGGUAAUUGUACCCACUGGGGUGGCUGGGUGUCAAACUCCUAGCAAGAAGGAAAAACACAGGAAAGGGAAAUAUCUGUGGAUGGGGAGAACAUCUUGGCAGGCUCCCUGAGGUAGCUGGUGAGCUAUCAGCAUUGUUGAGGGGUGACAGGAGGCCACGUGGAGUCUUGGGAUUCACAGCAGCAUAAAAGUGGGUACACAGAGAUCUCCACCCCCAAAACAUUAGAGGAUCCCUGCAGCAGGAUUCUACAUGGCAGGAAUGAAGACACCUUGGCAAAUAUAUGUGUUUGUCUUUUUGCUGGGGUCUACCACAGUGGGAACCCAAUUUAGGCAGAGGGAGUGCUUAAUUUGGGGAAGCCCAUGAUGGUUUGGGUGCUGAGCUGCUCAGGCUGGGGUCAUUCUGGACAGCUGAGUAGCUAGGACCGUCCUGUCACUCAGCUGGACUUAGGUGUCAUCCAUCCUCCAUGCACACCCUUUGUCCUCAGCCCUCCUCUCCUCACUGUGGGGAUACCACUCCUUCCAUCCUAAGCCAUGGAUGAACGGCUGGGUACUGCUGCUGACUUGCCUGAGUCCAGGCCCCCUGACAGGCAGCCUCUUGCAAGGCAGCCUCACAGCCUACCCCACCCUCAGUCCUUCUUUCAACCUGAGGUUCAGCUUGGUGCUAUCAUUACUGGUGGCUUUGGAGGCAGCCCUGCCUUGAAGCCAGCCCAAACAGGAUCUCACUGCCUCAAGGUUUCUCCACCCUGACAGCUGCUGAAUGGGACUCACAGAUUUUUGAAGUCACCCCCAGGUUUUGAUGCUGUGACCCAGAGACAAAGGAAAUGUCUUCACAUUUAUCAUCGUCAUUGUUGCUAUUGGGAACCAUCAUCAUCAUCAUAGGUUCAUGGAGGACAUACAGAAAUUAUAGAGUGGUGUGUGGAGUUAUGCUUGCUGUCCCCAGGUUGCAGAGCAGACAAAAGGGUAUUUGUUUUUUCUCAUGCUUCUGGUCUUCGCUUCUUAGCACAUGAAACCAGGAAGAAUUGUUUUCUUUCCUGAUGUUACAAAUAUUGGUGUGUGUGUGAAGGAGUGGGAGGUAGGUGUGGGUCCUCUUCCUCAGAAGGAUCGGCUGUUGACUGCAGUCAGUGCUGGGGAUUUUGACUGGAGUUUGCCAGUGCUCCUCCUGGGACUAAA
Molecule: messenger RNA, 3754 nt
Organism: Alligator sinensis (Chinese alligator)
Lineage: Eukaryota; Metazoa; Chordata; Crocodylia; Alligatoridae
Product: zinc-binding protein A33-like
Exons: 6
Coding region: 345-1958 (537 amino acids)
Molecular function (GO): zinc ion binding; protein binding
Source: RefSeq, a predicted model, not a curated record